Messenger RNA from Octopus bimaculoides (California two-spot octopus), 438 nucleotides. Its product is annotated as protein PET117 homolog, mitochondrial-like. Gene Ontology annotation, biological process: mitochondrial respiratory chain complex IV assembly. Gene Ontology annotation, cellular component: mitochondrion. Lineage: Eukaryota; Metazoa; Mollusca; Cephalopoda; Octopoda; Octopodidae. The record is from RefSeq and is a predicted model, not a curated record.
GGGUAUAACUCUUAAUGCAUAUUUACAAACCCUGAUGUCUACGACAGCCAAGGUUACGAUCGGCUUAUCAGUGAUAUUCACAGCCUCAAUAGUUACUUAUGUACAUCUUUCACAAAUUUUGGAUAGAAAGAAAAUGAAGGCUGGCAUUUUGAAUGAUAUGAAUAAGGAACAGAAGAAAAUUCAAAAUCUGAAAAUGUUGCAAACACAGGCAGAACUGAAAAGAGCCUAUGAACGAGAGGCUAAAAAUGCAGAGAGCUGAAUAAAUUAAACAUUUACAUUUGGAUUAAGUAAUUAUGUAAUUUUAACAGGUCACAAAUCUUGACAGAGGAGUGAGUUAAAUCAAAUUAGUAUGUACCUAUUGAUCUUGGAAAUAUUGAACUCAGACUGAAUAAGGAUGUAACUAAAUAUCACAAGGCAUUUUGUUUGCCAUACUACUGA